AUUCUCUUUGGAGCUGAGUCAUUGCUGGAGCCGGCCGCUGCCAUUACUGUGGAUAGUUUUAAUAAUCUCAAUGUGGGCAGCGGUCAGCUGAAUGCUGUUUCGAACGGUGCGCCGAUUAUUAACGCCAUGAACAAUCCUGUAGGAGCUUCUGCUGGCUCAGCUGUGAUCCCAAAUGCUGUGGCGGAUUCUGGCACUGUUGCUACCAGAAUUGCUCAAGGAAGAGCAUCCAGUGGUCCUCCAGCUUCUCGUGGAACAGCUGCUCUAUCAAAUGUAGUGAAUGCUGUUGUUGCUACUAACAGAGCGGGUAAAAGCGGGUCGAAUUCAUUCCAGGAUAACAUCGGUGGACCCGGCUCAUUCCAAAACAAUGCCGGAGUAUCACUGGUUCCGACCAGUUUCGCAGGCAUCGGUACCACUGGCAAUUCCUGGGUAAUUUUGUUAUCAGUAACAUUAGCUUUUCUUCGCUGCUGUGAAUUUAGAAACUUUAUGCUUUUUCUUCACGAUCAAAUAGAUGUGUCAAUUUUCUCGCUUAAGCAGUAA
Messenger RNA from Gongylonema pulchrum, 537 nucleotides. The record is from the annotation of a GenBank genome assembly. NCBI's taxonomy places the organism in Eukaryota, Metazoa, Nematoda, Chromadorea, Rhabditida, Gongylonematidae.